Canariomyces notabilis is the source of this 2154-nucleotide messenger RNA. RefSeq lists its product as uncharacterized. The coding region runs from base 1 to 2154 and encodes 717 amino acids. The record is from RefSeq and is a predicted model, not a curated record. Lineage: Eukaryota; Fungi; Ascomycota; Sordariomycetes; Sordariales; Chaetomiaceae. The transcript is spliced from 7 exons.
AUGACGCUGCUUAACCUCGGACGAGUGGUUCAAACAUAUCCGACUGCCGAAGAGCUUCAACUGCUGACCACCAACCUUGCACUUUUGUUGAAGGUGUUCGAGAACCCCGUGAACGAGGACAUCAUCAAGGCCAAUGUGCCACAGUUCGUGACUAUCCUGGAUGUCCUGGAAAGCAUCGCACGUUCAUGCACAGAAUGCGCAAAGGCCUUGGACAUCGACCUUGCUGGAGCGAGAAUUGCGACCAAGACAGAGUCGCGUGGCAAGAGAUUUGUCAAACGGAUAUGGACUUUCAACAAGAUUUCUGACCUUCUCGCGGAAAUUCAACGCAAGGCUGAACAACUUCAACAGAUAUACAGCGCAAUUUUUGCUGUAAUGCUCCAGGACAUCUGGGUGCAACAGGGACGGACGAGUGGGAAGGAAACUGUUGAAUCCACCACCGUGACCACCGUACAAAAACCUACCGUACAUGAAAACUUGCACAACCUGGACCUCGGCACGGAUUUUGUUAACAUUGACCGGUUGGUGGGGAGUCUCAUAAAGGAAUGUGAAUACCUUCGGCGAAGACUUCGGAAAGCUACUCUGUUUCCCGACUCGUCGGCUGUUCAAAAUUAUCAUGAGCAAAACCCAGAAGCAGCAUCAUUUUGGAAGGAUCGAUUCCAAAAAGACGAACUCAACGCCUCGGCUCUUCGCUACGAGACGUUAUACGUUUCUUGGGCCCGCUUCGUACAUGAAGUAGAAACGUCUUUUGUUCUCAAAAAGAUCCCGACUGGAAUUUUCGAAACCGGAAACAUCGACCUCGUUUGCCAGAAAGGAUCUCGCUAUUCCAUCGAUCAAAACGGCACGCGUCGUCUUUCCACAAUCCGGCCUCUCUGGCUCCCGGCUCUUCGGGCUGCUCUCGAUCCGCUACACAAGGGUUACGUCAAGCCUCACGACUAUUUCGAUCUUCUUCACGACUCCUCCUUGUCUGACAGCCUCAGAAGGUUGGCCCCUCGAAAACGCAGGCUACGGUACACUUUUCCAACACCUCAUGAACUUGGAAUCGUUACCGAACGAGAGGCCAUGGAAUCAAGCACCGACACCCUCUUCGCUUACUUCAAAGAUACUAAUCGAGACGUUUACGUUCACGUACGCUACCUUCAGACCGGUCAAAUUGAGCGUAAAAGUCUCUCGAAGCGACUGGAAUCAGGUGGUCAUGCCUGGAGCAAUGACCUUCACAUCACCGAGUUCAGGGCAUGUUACGGAGGGCGGUACAUUAUUACGGCGGGUGUGGGCUCUACUGCUGUUGUGUUUUCAACGAGGCCGCUCAAGAAUUCCUUCAACAAAAUGUUACUGGACGACGACAACCCCUCAGGUUCUACCAUACCGGAAUUUGAGUUUACGCUUCUGGGGCCGUCAAAGGCAUUCAUCCACCACCGAAAAUUGGCGAAAAGGUUCAGGUACAUCGAGUACGACGGAUUUUGGUACGAUUCGAGAGUCACGGUAGUGGACGGCGAUGAGAUAGAGUAUGUCGAUUGGGACAGCGCACCGGAGCAAGUCCCAACCGAUAUCACAGAAGCUCAAGACGAUAGUGAAGGGGAUGAGAAAGAUAGUGGCAGCCUUUUCUUUUCCGAUGAGCAGUUGACGCAGCUCGGAAAGGGCACGCGGCGGCUAUGGCGACCAUGGCGGAGAAACAUCCAAAGGUACGACGUUCGACCUUAUCGUUGCUUCCAUAUCGGCGACUCUAUCGAGGCACCCGUCAUGUACCCGGAUUUCCGAUACCAUUACCAUGUUCCCAACAACUCGGAACUCUACCUUCCUGCUCGAAUCGUUGACGUUCAAGGCGACCAGUAUGUGAUCGAAUUCAGUCCGGCGCUUUCGGUUCAUACGUGGUGGCCAGGGAGGAUGUCUAAGGGUGAACAAAUAGAGCUAGUGCCAGGAUCAGGCAUUAAGGUAGCAAACCCGCUCGACUUUAAUCGCAUGACGGUAGGUAUGGAUCGGGUAUGUCCUUUCUCUGCAGGGCCACGACCGGUUCUAGGUGUUCAAUCAGUGAAGCCGUCUGGGUGGAGUUCAUUUCAGGGUGUUCGUCUCAGCAAUCUUGAGGAUCUUUUGGAGCGGAGUCUUUGGAACAACGACGGCGAUAGCCAGCGAUCGGGAUAUAAAGGCUGUAUGGCGUGA